Molecule: messenger RNA, 2205 nt
Organism: Orycteropus afer afer
Lineage: Eukaryota; Metazoa; Chordata; Mammalia; Tubulidentata; Orycteropodidae
Gene: RNF216
Product: ring finger protein 216
Exons: 12
Coding region: 1-2205 (734 amino acids)
Source: RefSeq, a predicted model, not a curated record
AUGGCAGAGGGCGACAGUAACAAAGAGGUCAUCCACUUGAACAGCUUUCACUGCCACCGAGGACAAGACUGGAUCAGUCUCAGAGAUGGGCCCAUCACCAUAUCUGACUCCUCUGACGAGGAAGGGAUUCCAAUGCUGGUCACCCCAGUUCCUCAGCAGCAUGAAGAAGAGGACCUGGAUGAUGUCAUCCUGACAGAAACAAAUAAACCUCAGACACCACGACCCAAUCUCAUCAAACCAGCUGCCCAGUGGCAAGAUCUGAAAAGAUUGGGAGAAGAAAGGCCUAAACAGUCUAGAGCAGCAUUUGAAUCAGAUAAAAACAGCUAUUUUUCAAUGUGUAACAACCCAUUGUUUGAUUCCGGGGCACAGGAUGAUUCUGAGGAUGACUAUGGAGAAUUUCUGGAUCUUGGGCCUCCUGGAGUCUCUGAAUUCAUAAAGCCAAGUGGCCAAAGAGGAAGAGAACCCCAACCUGGACCAAGUCACGGCCAAGCCUCAAAUGACAUCGGCGAUCCCAGAUCAGAGAAGAAAGUUGUCUUGGAAGACAGUAGCCUUCUUUCCUCAGAAAGCGAGCCCCUCAGCCAGUCAUCGGAAGAGUCGGAAGCAGGGCCGGGAGAGUCGGCUGCAGUGGCAGGUGACCAGACCCGUGAGGAGGGCUGCUGGCUGGAGCGCCCCUACUUCCAGCCUCCAAAGCAGGAGACCCGUGAGAGGACAAGCCAGGUGGUUCGUCAGGAGCUGGGCCCCCUGUGGUAUCAGCACGAACCCCCAGGGCCUGCUUUCCCAAGGCCGGAGCCCCAGCAGGAUGGGAUUCCAGGUCCCUCAUCCCCUCAGCCUGCCCAUCCUUUAGGAGAACUUGAAGACCAACAGUUAGCAAUAGACGAUGACCAGCCUGGGCCGGCCUUUCCACUUCAGGGAUCACAGGAGCCCAACUUGGGAAACAUUUGGGGCCAAGGAGCUACUGAAGUAGAUCAAGAACUCAUUGCACUAUUAGUGAAAGAAACGGAAGCAAGAUUUCCAGAUGUAGCAAAUGGGUACAUUGAGGAAAUAAUUCAUUUGAAGAAGUACUACGAUUUGAAUGUACUUUGUAAUUUUCUUCUGGAAAACCCAGAUUAUCCAAAGAGAGAAGACAGAGUCAUUAUAAACCCCAGCAGCAGCCUGCUUGCCAGUCAAGACGAGACAAAGUUGCCUAAAGUCGACUUUUUUGACUACUCCAAGUUGGCUCCUCUUGACCAGCGCUGCUUCAUCCAAGCUGCUGACCUCCUGAUGGCUGACUUCAAGAUGCUCAGCAGUCAGGACAUCAAGUGGGCCCUGCACGAGCUCAGAGGACACUAUGCAAUCACCCGAAAGGCCUUUUCUGAUGCCAUUAAAAAAUGGCAGGAACUAUCGCCAGAAACCAGUGGAAAAAGAAGAAAGAGGAAAGAAAUGAAUCAGUAUUCUUACAUAGAUUUCAAAUUUGAACAAGGUGACGUGAAAAUAGAGAAAAGGAUGUUCUUUCUGGAAAACAAGCGGCGACACUGUCGGUCCUAUGACCGACAGGCCCUCCUCCCAGCCGUGCAGCAAGAGCAGGAAUUCUAUGAGCAGAAAAUCAAAGAGAUGGCCGAGGAUGGCCAGCUGAUCGAGUGCCGCUGCUGCUAUGGGGAAUUUCCCUUUGAGGAGCUGACACAGUGUGCUGACGCUCACUUGUUCUGCAAAGAGUGCCUCAUCAGAUACGCUCAGGAGGCAGUCUUCGGGUCUGGAAAGUCUGAGCUCAGCUGCAUGGAAGGCAGCUGCACGUGUUCUUUCCCGACCAGCGAACUGGAGAAGGUGCUUCCCCAGACUGUACUGUACAAAUACUACGAGCGGAAGGCAGAGGAAGAGGUCGCCGCAGCCUACGCCGAUGAGCUCGUCAGAGAACGCACGGCAGCAAAACGGGCCUUGAGAGCAGAGUUGGCAGAAGGCGUUGGGGCUCAGCACCGAGGCGAAGCGCUGAGGCGUUUGGGAUUCACCGGAGAUGGCAGCAUUCUCAUUCGUGCAGAUUCCCCCCUUCUGCCUUCUCCUGAGCGAGAUGGCCAAGCCGCUAAUCCUGCUGGUCCCCGAGGAGCCCUGUUGUUUAAGAAAUGCGCCCUGUGUGAGACGGAGGGCAUCCGCUGCCUCGUGGCAGCCUCUCUGCCGGUGAUGGGAACUCUGAUUCAGUUUCCUGGAACUUGUCACCUGGAGACGAGGGGCUGA